Trichoderma atroviride IMI 206040 is the source of this 552-nucleotide messenger RNA. RefSeq lists its product as uncharacterized. NCBI's taxonomy places the organism in Eukaryota, Fungi, Ascomycota, Sordariomycetes, Hypocreales, Hypocreaceae. The record is from RefSeq and is a predicted model, not a curated record.
AUGCUCCCUACACGACACCACAGCGUCCAGACCUACUGCUCUGUCACAAUCUUGAUAUUCAUGAUGGAUACGCUGCUGUCUAGUUCAUGCCCCGGCGCACUGCAGGUAGACUUGAAAUGCUGUGUCCUGGAGGCUGCAAGGGCCCGUUCCCUGCGCUUGGGGAGUGAGCCCGCGGGGCUUGAGCAAGUUAGAAGCCUUCAGAGGAGCACCACGUCACAACUGGGGCUGUCAAACCGCAACGGCAUGCUUCCUAGCACCAGUCCGCCGCUGGUAAACGGCACAAUGGACGGGCCUUCACCGCAUGUCCCGUACGAUGCUGCCGGCGCUCCUCCACCUUCGGCCGCCACGUCAGAAGCCCAAUGGACUCCAGCAUGUACUGCAGCUCCAUAUAAGGCCUGUAGGGUAGGCCGGGAGGCCGGCGAGCUGCCCUCACCGAGAUUCUGCGCUUCGGCUCCGGGGCCCGCUUUUGGGCCUCAAGCAGCGACACCCAAUCGGGACGCGGCUGGAGGGGCCGGCCAUGCUACUGCGUCAAGUCCCAACCACCCGCAUUAA